Molecule: messenger RNA, 683 nt
Organism: Cyprinus carpio (common carp)
Lineage: Eukaryota; Metazoa; Chordata; Actinopteri; Cypriniformes; Cyprinidae
Gene: crygs2
Product: crystallin, gamma S2
Biological process (GO): lens development in camera-type eye; visual perception
Molecular function (GO): structural constituent of eye lens
Source: RefSeq, a predicted model, not a curated record
CCCAUUAACAUUCACUCUGGACACUUAGACCAUCUCCCCAGACAAGACUAAAUACAGUAUUCAAGAUGGGCAGGAUUGUGUUUUUCGAGGAAAAAAACUUCCAGGGCCGCCGUUAUGAGUGUGACAGUGACUGCUCUGACUUCCGUACCUACCUGAGCUGCUGCAAUUCUAUUCGUGUGGAAAGUGGCGCCUGGGUGGUUUACGAGCGGCCCAACUACACGGGUAACCGGUAUCUGCUAACCAGGGGAGAGUAUCCUGAAUACCUGGGCUGGAUGGGACUCAAUGACUGUCUCGGUUCCUGCAAGCUCAUCCACUUUACAAGUGGAAUGCAAUACAAGGUUCAGCUGUACGACAAGCCUGACUUCACAGGCCAGGCUAUAGAGUCCAUUGAAGACUGUCCAUCUGUGCUGGAGAGGUUCCGUCUGAGAGAGGUCCAUUCCUGCAAAGUUCUGGACGGUUACUGGAUCUUCUACGAGCAUCCCAACUACCGUGGCCACCAGUACUUCCUGGAGAAGGGCAACUACCGCAAACCAGUGGAGUGGGGUGCAGUCUGUCCCACCGUGCAGUCUUUCCGUCGCUUCACUGAGUGAUAUCCCUGUGUCAUAAUACUUGGGCUAUUUGGCUGUGACUCACUGAAGUUCCAGCUGAAAUAAAGUUUUGCUGGAGAUCCACUCAGCAGCACA